Anas platyrhynchos (mallard) is the source of this 988-nucleotide messenger RNA. RefSeq names its product transmembrane protein 126A. Gene Ontology annotation, biological process: mitochondrial respiratory chain complex I assembly. Gene Ontology annotation, cellular component: mitochondrion. Lineage: Eukaryota; Metazoa; Chordata; Aves; Anseriformes; Anatidae. The record is from RefSeq and is a predicted model, not a curated record.
AACCUCUGAAGCAAGAUGGCGGCGCCCACAAGGGGGAAGGCUGGAGAUGGGAGGAGCCGUGCGGUGAGGGGUGGGAGGAGCCAUGUUGUACGGCGGCUGGGAGCAGCCAUAUUGUACGGAGCCGGGCGUGGCGGCGGCCAUAUUGUAGGCGGCCGGGGCCCUGAGGCGGAGCGGCUCGGUGAGAGGGGGGCGGGCGGGCCGCGGCCCCGGGACGCCUCAGAGCGCGGUGUGGGUUUUUUUGGGGGCUUGUGGAGGAAGCUGGGACGGGAAACUGCAAGCGAGCCGCCUUCCAGAGACUUCAAGAUGACAGGAAGAGAAUUUUUUGAACUAGAUUCUCCAGUGCAGAGACUAUAUUUGGAAAGAAUAAAGCGGAUGGAAAUCAUACAGAAGUUGCUAAGUGAGCUUCCUAAAGCAGACCAGAACAUUUGCAGUCAUGGAUCAUACUUCCUUGCAGGAAAUUCGAGCUUAUGUGGCUUAACAGCAAAUAAUUACUUCAGGAAGAUCCUAAAUGUCAGAAAAGCUGCCAUAGCGUCUGCUUUGCCAAUGGCUGUUAUUCCGUUUCUCUCAACAGUAGCAGUAUAUGAAGUCUUUGUGCGCGAACCUUUAUUUGCAGGUGAGCUGAACUGUGAAGUCUGCGCUGUGGUCAGGGGAGGAUUAGUAGGGGCUGUUGUGGGUGGUCUCUAUCCUAUUAUAAUGGCUCUCCCUGUGAAUGCAAGCCUUGCAGCCAGGUAUGCUUCAUCUCCCUUGCCAGGGAGAGAGAACUUACUACGCUUCUGGCUCACAGUUUCUCAGCCUAUCUUUAGGAAGAUGAGUUUUGGUGUGCUGAUCCAGGUUCUGACUGGAUUGUAUCUCGCCACUAAGCAACAUGGAAUAUACAUCAAAAUACUAGAGAAUAUGAAGCCCAGCAGGGAUCCUGAAGAGCUACAAGCCUGAAGUGAAAGAACUUUCCAAUUGCCUUGGAUAAGUAAUAAACAAAGAAAGAAGUUUU